AUGAACCUUUCCAACCUCACAUCAGCUUCAGAAGUUGCCAGGUAUAAUUUGACUGAGUACAACAUCUUUAACGACAUUAUCCAGAACCAGGUAGUGCAAGCCCUCUUCUGCAUGAUAUACACCUGUAUUUUUGUGCUCGGCGUGUUCGGAAACGUGCUCGUGUGCUAUGUAGUGGGCCGGAACCGUGCCAUGCAGACGGUGACGAACCUGUUCAUCAGCAACCUGGCCCUGUCGGACAUCCUGCUGUGCAUCCUCUGCGUGCCCUUCACCCCUCUCUACACCUUCCUGGGUUCGUGGAUAUUCGGCAGUACUUUGUGCCACGUGGUGGCCUUCGCGCAAGGCACCAGCGUGUACAUAUCGACACUGACUCUCACGUCCAUAGCGGUGGACCGCUUCUUCGUCAUAGUCUACCCGUUCAAGCCGCGCAUGAAGCUGGCGACGUGCACCAUCAUCAUAUCCUGCAUAUGGCUCUUCUCCGUGAUGGUUACUCUCCCGUACGGCGUAUACACCGUGCUGCGCGCCGACAGGAGGGCGUUCUACUGCGAGGAGCACUGGCCGUCCGAGAGGGUGCGGCAGGUGUACGGCGGUCUCACGGCGACGCUGCAGUUCGUCCUGCCCUUCUUCAUCGUCACCUUUUGCUACGUGAACGUCUCGCUGAAGCUGAACGAUCGCGCCAGGGCCAAACCGGGCAGCAAGAACUCGAGGCGGGAGGAGGCGGAUAGGGACCGCAAGAGGCGCACCAACCGCAUGCUCAUCGCCAUGGUGACCAUCUUCGGCGUCUCCUGGAUGCCGCUCACCAUCGUCAACCUGACCAACGACCUGUACAUGUCGACGGGCCGCUGGGAGUACUUCAACCUGAGCUUCUUCGUGGUGCACGCGCUCGCCAUGAGCUCCACCUGCUACAAUCCGUUCCUGUACGCCUGGCUGAACGAGAACUUCCGCAAGGAGUUCAAGCAGGUGCUGCCGUGCUUCGACCGGGCGGCGCUGCUGGCGAGAGGCCAGCGCGGGGGCAGCAACAGGGCCGGCGGGGGCGGCGGCGGCGGCGGCGCCACCACGGCCGGGGGCGGCGCGUCGGGCCGCUCCUACGGCGGGGGCGGCGGCGGCGGCGGCGGCUGGAAGUCCGAGCGCACCACCUGCAACGGCAACGACACGCUCGACUCGGUGCUCUUGACGUCGGCGGUGCACUGCCGCAGCACUUCGGUGCGCCGCCCCACCGCCAGCUCCAUCCCCGAGGAGUUCGAGCCGCCACCGGUCGGCGACGCCGGAGGCGGGGCAGCCGCCUCCUACUCUGCCAUCGCGGACGAGGUCCACCUUCACUUGGGACCUGGUCUCCACAAGCCCGACGUCCCGCCUGGUGUCCUCAUCGAGUCCCUGUAG
Messenger RNA from Schistocerca nitens (vagrant locust), 1377 nucleotides. RefSeq names its product prolactin-releasing peptide receptor-like. Gene Ontology annotation, biological process: G protein-coupled receptor signaling pathway. Lineage: Eukaryota; Metazoa; Arthropoda; Insecta; Orthoptera; Acrididae. Gene Ontology annotation, molecular function: neuropeptide binding; neuropeptide Y receptor activity. The record is from RefSeq and is a predicted model, not a curated record. The coding region runs from base 1 to 1377 and encodes 458 amino acids. The transcript has a single exon. Gene Ontology annotation, cellular component: plasma membrane; neuron projection.